AUGGAUCAUCGAAUCACAAUACACAAUACCGAUAUGAAUAAAGAAAUGCAAACCCAAGCCAUUCACGUGGCCUCGUACGCGCUGGAUCGAUUUCAACAACCAAUCGACGUAGCAGGUUAUGUCAAGCAAUAUUUUGACAGGAAAUUCUAUCCGGCUUGGCACUGUAUAGUUGGCAAACAAUUUGGCAGAAAAGCAGCUCCUGCAGCUGCAUCACAGCAAAAGCACCCGAAAAAAGGGCAGGGAUUUCGUCUGCUGCAUCGCCCUCACGGACAGACUCGACUCCUUUGUCCACGACGUCCAGGCACGGACGGACGGAAUGUGUGGCGCUCAUCCUUUCCGGAUAUGCGUCAGGUUGCAUCGCUCACAAAUUGGGAUUCCCGGAACCCUGAGGAUGUGGAUGUAUCCUGGGGGUUGGUUCGUCAUGGAAUCCAGCAACUCGUACUGGAACUCUCUCCACCUCACCGCCACCGAACACACGCUAUGGGCCCACCGUGGUUUGACCGAGAGCUGUGGGCGUGCCUCCGGCAGCUGAAUAAAGCCUGGUCCACGUACCGUGCAACAGGCGCAGAAUAUGAGGAAUAUCGAUGCAUUCGGAAUCAUUGUACUGCACUAAAAGAAUGCAAGAGAACCAGAUUCGAGGAACGACUAGCAGCGGAUUCAGUACAAGNGCGAUUGUAUGCCUACCUCAGGCGAAGAAUCAGAGCAAUGCCUUGUCUCCCGACUCUCGCCAAAGAUGGGGCACUAGCCGAAAAAGAUGAGGACAAAGCAGAGAUGCUGGCAUCACAUUAG
This is a messenger RNA of Echinostoma caproni, 789 nucleotides long. The record is from the annotation of a GenBank genome assembly. NCBI's taxonomy places the organism in Eukaryota, Metazoa, Platyhelminthes, Trematoda, Plagiorchiida, Echinostomatidae.